GAAAGCAGGUAGGAAUCAGUCGCGCGUGAACCGUGCACGAGGCACGUUUAUCGUUCGAUCUUUCAUCGGCCAGGACGACAUCGACGCUCGCGAGGAUGAGCAGACCGACAUCGCUCUCUUACUUUUACGAAAGAAAGUGCUACUUGUGCGAACGUCGCACCGUUUACCCGGAUCACGACGUCGUCAAAAAGCCAACGCAGAGAGUGAGAUUCGCCGAGCCGAAGAAAAUGCUAAGAUCAGCCUCGCCGCAGUAUCCCAGCAGAGGAUCCGAUGCUCGAGUGAUCCGUUUGACGGCGGAUCAAGAAGCUGUUCUCCAGGAGCAGUUCAACAGAUGGCCGAGGGCACCUCACACUGCGGAUGUCGUCCUGUUGGCAGCCGAGACAGGUCUUUCCGAAGCCGACGUCGAGGCCUGGUACGCUAUCCGAUUAGCCCAAUGGAGGAAAGAACAGGGCCUGGGGGGAAAUCUUGGUUUGCAUUAACGUUUGACAGUGAGACUUCCUUAACGUGACUGUGUACCUGAAAAUGUAAUUCGUAUAAGGAUUGCCUAUGAACCUGACAACGAUCUAUUCUUUAUCGAUAUUCCGUUGCUUCUAGCUUAGCAAUUGUAUUCAUGUAGAUUUCGUUAAUUUAAAACGACACGAUUUAUUUAUGAUAAUCAUCAUUGCGUAGCGUAGCAAAGUUAGGGCGAAUGGUUGCAAACCAAAAAUUGAUUUUAAGAAGUAACUUUGAGUAGGAAAACGUAUAGUAGAGAAAUAAUCGUAGUUAUAUUAACGUUUUUAUGAUUAUUUAUUUCGAUUCUAAAGUAUGCAAAUGUUAGAACGAUCGAAUAAAAAAUUCUUUUCAACUGCCUCGACAUUGUUUAUUCGUAUGUA
Molecule: messenger RNA, 872 nt
Organism: Eufriesea mexicana
Lineage: Eukaryota; Metazoa; Arthropoda; Insecta; Hymenoptera; Apidae
Product: homeodomain-only protein
Exons: 3
Coding region: 96-479 (127 amino acids)
Biological process (GO): cell differentiation; regulation of transcription by RNA polymerase II
Cellular component (GO): nucleus
Molecular function (GO): DNA binding
Source: RefSeq, a predicted model, not a curated record